Molecule: messenger RNA, 4452 nt
Organism: Galleria mellonella (greater wax moth)
Lineage: Eukaryota; Metazoa; Arthropoda; Insecta; Lepidoptera; Pyralidae
Product: organic cation transporter protein-like
Exons: 6
Coding region: 190-1731 (513 amino acids)
Biological process (GO): transmembrane transport
Cellular component (GO): membrane
Molecular function (GO): transmembrane transporter activity
Source: RefSeq, a predicted model, not a curated record
CGUAAGUAAAAAUCAGUUUGUACAAGAAUACAGUUGGAUAUUGACGUGUAUAAAGCCAAAUAUUACAACGUUUCAAAACAGUAAAUACAUUAUCAAAAGAGAUAACAGCGUAUAGUAUAGUUCCCGUUUAAUUAUUUUAAAGUGAGAAUUACUGAGUACAACACGCGUCACACAACAAGAGAACCAAAUAUGGACAAUAGCAACGAUAAUGUUAAAGUAUACACUGUGAAUAACAGAUUUAACGUGACAAAACACGAGAGCAAUGCUGAUGAACCGGAAAAAACGGUGGACGAGGGCGACAAGCUGGCUAAAGCGAUAGGAAGCUUCGGAUUAUGGCAAAUAUUGAUAUUCUUGUUGGCAACUGUACCGUCCAAGAUAUCGGGAAUUUGGGCACAACUCAGCAUCAUAUAUCUGGCGCCGAAGACGACUUUCGUUUGCGUCGAACGAGGGAACACCACGGAGGGUAUAUUGAACUCGACGUGUUACGAUGACUGUGUCAAAUAUGAGUAUUUCUCGAUUUUCGAGAGUAGCAUAAUCUCGGAAUGGGGUUUAAUUUGCGAGAGGGCCUGGCUCGCGAAUUUCACACAAACUAUGUACAUGUUUGGUGUCCUCGUUGGCAGUGUUAUGUUUGGAUUUAUCGCUGACCGAUAUGGUCGACGUCCAGGCAUAACAACUGCCGCGUUACUCCAGCUUUGCUGCAGCGCUGCUGUACCUUUCUGCCCCAACUAUUGGACCUUCACUGCGAUCAGAUUUAUCUUGGGCACCGCUACAGCAGGCCUUCUGGUUAUCUCAUUUGUCCUUGUGGUAGAAAUAGUCGGGCCCAGUAAGAGGGAAUUGGUGGCUUCUGUGUACCACAUACCGUUAUCGAUUGGAGAAAUGUUAAUGCCAGUAUUCGCUUACUAUUUAAGACGAUGGAACACAUACAGCAUUGGAUUAGCUAUACCCAAUUGUAUUUUCCUGACGUAUAUAUUCUUGAUGCCAGAGUCACCGAAAUGGCUAAUAUCCGUGGGCAGGUACGAUGAAGCGAGCGAAACCAUGAUCAAAGCAGCUGCAAGAAAUAAACUACCAACAGAGGGCAUGAGAGACGUAGUUGACAGUAUAGACUACGAAUGUAACGUAGACCGAGCGAGGAGGGAGGAGGAGAAAGCAUCAUACUGGGAUUUGAUCAGUGUGGCGUCUUUGAGGAUGAAGAACAUUUACUCUUGUGUCUCCUGGUUCAUCCUGGGAGUGAGCUUCUAUGGCGGUAAUCAGUACGUGGGCCAGACCAGUUCUGAUCCAUUUCUGAGUGUCGGCCUGGCGGCUGGGUUUCAAAUACCAGGAAUAAUAAUAAGUGGUUACAGCUACAAGAGAUUCGGUAGACGCAGCACGUCUAUUGUUUUCUUCUGCGUGUGCGCUCUCAGCAACGCUGUGCUGGCGCUGCCCGAGAGCUGGCAUUACGUAAAGCUGGUCUGCGGUGCUAUAGCCGUAGCCUGCGCCGCUGGCGCUUUUAGUACCAUGUACAUAUUCACAUCGGAAUUAUUCCCGACUGUGGCGCGCAACAUGGCUAUGGGUGCAUCGUCCACUUGUUCCAGACUCGGCUCUAUGAUCGCUCCGUUCAUCGCUGGUUACCGGGGCGCCGUCUGGCUCCCCCCCACUGUCUUCAGCCUUGCACCGCUGCUGGCCGUUGUAGCAUGCAUAUGCCUCCCAGAAACAAAGGGGAGGAAAAUGGCCGACCAUAUAGAUCAAUGCUAGCGUUUAUUCUUGUCUGUGCUAGUUUUAAUAUUUUUUUUUUACCCAACUGACAAAGAAACGUGGGUAAUGUUGUUCGAGCCUAUGUAUGUAUGGUUCACAUGUAGUUUACAUGGUUUAAUGUAUUUUAUUUAAUAAUUGCGACACGAUUUGUUAUGAGUAUGGAAGUACUAUAGGCUACAUGACGAUAUUAUAGUUUAUGAAUGUUCCAUACAAAUGUAUUCGUUAGGAAAAAACUCAUCAAAAUUUGUGGAUUGGCGUGUAUGUUUCCUAAUUCGUAAUACACCUAAGCCUUCGAAUUGAAAAGAUUUUAUUUUGAAAAUUUGGUGGUUAUGCGUUAUAAAAGAAAAAAGCGGAAAAUGUAACAGAAAUUAAAUGUUCAGUACACAUUGCGUAGAGGCUCUGUACCUCCACAUUCCAAUAUAAAAACCUUCCUCUUUAUAAUUUUACUUUGAUAUCUGGCACAAAAUUAAUUUAGAAUUCAUAUUUUCAACGUUGAGAGUACGUGGCAAGAUCGCUAAAUAACUGUCAAACAUGUUCGAUUUCCCAAUUGUAUUGCUUUCGUUUACACGCGUACUUCAUACAAUUUAUUGAUAAACGUCUCAACCUAAGAGCAAGGAAUUACAUAGAAGGAAUGAUAAAAUAAAAACUGUAAAUAAUAUAAUUGCCUCCUUUCUUCUUAUGCAAAUAUAAUUAGUAAAAAGAGAACGAAAAAUACACCAUCAGUUGCUAUUUUGUUUGCUAAAAUGUUUGAUAAGUCAAUAAUUUGUUAAUGACAAAUUUUACAUUACUAGAUUAUAUAUUCGACACAGUUUAUGUAGAAAGUAUGCAAGCAGAUUGUAUCUAAAUUUGGUAGGGUUAUACGGCCGUAUAACAUUUUCUAUACACUAGCCUGCUAUGAAUUGACAAUUUUAUCACUCCUUCUAUGGAAUUCCUUGUUCUUAAAUCUUAAAAAUCACUAUGAAUGGUAAUUUCUUAUUUUACAGCUUUUGCAGUAUUUUACACACUUUUACACCGUUUUUUCAUGCUCGUUUUUACAUUUACGUCACGUGUGAUGAUGUAACGUGACACGUAAAGGAGAACCGAAAACAUUUUUGCGCCAAUAAAAUACUUUUAUAUUCGCAUUAUUUCUUCUUCUAUUUUAACACAAUCUUUUAUAUUGUCUUUUUCCAUUUUUUUUUAAACAAAACUUAACAGCAUCUCGCAGUCAUGUUGAAUGAAUCUAAAAAUUUUUGUCGCUUUUUGACCCAUAUUUUUCGUUGUGAAAAAUGUUCAGUUUCUUUAAUAAAAGACUUCCUUUAAAAAAAAAAGUUAAUUACCCGUAUUCCCAUUUCAGCGUGUAGUGCUCGAGGCAUUUACAAGUGCUGCUGGCACAAUGGGUGCUUCACUUGCUUUAUACGGUACCGAGUUAUAAAUUUUGUUUUGAUUCAUGUGGUUGUGUUUUAUUAUUUGUGGUGCAAUGGUGGACACAUUGUCUUGUAUAAAGGAGGUUUCGGGUUCGAUUCCCGGUCUAAUUUAGGAAAUGAACUUUCUGAAUUUGUACGAGUGUGGGUAUUCUGAGUUGUGGCCUCAGUUUUUGUUGUCCGAUUCCCCAUAACACAAAGUAUCCUGGCUUGAGGAGCAGGUGAUUGGUGAAGUUGUUUGGUACUGAUUGAUGAGCAAGAGGUCAUAGCCUCUUGCUUUUUAUAAGGUUUGGAGUCAUACAUUUUAUUUUGAACCAUAUGGUUGUGUUUUGUGAUAUAGUAAUUUACGCCAAUCUUUUUACAAAUUUUCAAAAACUUGACAGGAUUGUGUCAUAUGAUUACACCGGUCUAUUUUGUCUAUGCUUUUAAUGCCAAAUUACAGGGCAGCUCAAUUUAAUGUGUAAAAUUGUCAGGUUUUAAACCAUUAUAAUCAAUCUCCAGUUGGACGAUUGGAUUCGAAUGUUCCCAAAAAAAUCCUUAAAAAGGUUUGAAAUUCUAGAACUAUAUUGACUACUGAUCUUCUACAGGACAGGUGACUGGUUAAAAACCAGUGAAUUUUUUUGUAAUCUCCAUUAUAUAUAUAGAGAGAGAUGUUUCUCAUAACACAGGGUAUCAAGAUACGAACUGUUCGUAUUUUCUAUACUUUUUUAAAAUGGCGUCACUGUAUUGCAUUAUUUUAUAUGACUAUAAAUCUAGCAAUUCUGUCUUUCAAUAAAUUGGAAAGAAAUUUUGGGUUUUUUUUUUUAUUAUGAUUGUAUUUAAACAUAAAAAAAUAGUUACGUUUACUUAAUGGUCCUUCGAGCCGGAUUUAUAGUGAUAUUUUAUAAAAUAACGCAACACAGUUAUUAAUAUAAUAAGAAAAAAUAUAUUAAGAUAUUAUCUAAGUAUUUAACGCACGGUUGUCUAGUUUAAAGGCCAAUAGUGCAAUUGUGUGAAGUAGCGAGGAAGGGUGAACACGUCCUUCUCAUAGGAAGGAUCCUGCCUUAGCAAUGUAUUUGCGUCUUAUUUCUUAGCACUGGUCUCUUCCCAUAGGAGUAGGGUAUUAGUCCUUAAUAAAAGAUAAUUGUCCUUAUUCAAUUAUAGUUAAUAAAAAAUAGCAUAAUUAAUAAAAAAAAUAAAAUAACGAAAGAGCACCAUAUAUGUAUGUUACUGUGAGUUCUGAAGAAUGAUAAUUAUACGCAAUCAACUUGUUCAUGCCCAAAAACAAGAUGAAUCCCAAAAACAAUGUAUAAUAAGACGAAUAAAAUAAUUAUUUUACAAA